Molecule: messenger RNA, 1404 nt
Organism: Naegleria fowleri
Lineage: Eukaryota; Heterolobosea; Eutetramitea; Acrasida; Naegleriidae
Exons: 1
Coding region: 1-1404 (467 amino acids)
Source: RefSeq, a predicted model, not a curated record
AUGAACCACUCAAUUUCUCAAAACGUUUUAUAUGACGAUGAAUUCCUCCCAAGUGAUGAUCCAUUCCUCUUUGGCGAUGAAAAGGAGAUUUCUUUUGAAGAAGGUACUGCUACUAAUAACAUCUUGAUGAUCAACAAUACCGCUCUUCCAUCAACAACAAGUUGUGGUUCGUCUACCACUUCCACUGAGGAAACCACCUCUACCAUGGAUGCUUGCAAGAAGAGCACUGCAACCACUGCUUCCGGUCUUGUGGUUCUUUUGAAGCAAGCAAAAGGUAGAGAAGAUCAAUUUGAAGACCGUUUUCCACCCUCUUUGCUGUGUCAUCCUUACAAGUAUGACUUGAAAAUCAUUGGUUCUGGCGUGGAAAAUCAUCGUCAACACAAGUUAACUUUGAAUCUCGUUGAUGCUGAGACUCUAGUCGUUCCGAACGUUACUCUUCCAAACAACAAGAAAAUUGUCGAAGCUGUUGCUGUUGAACAAGUUGAAGAGCUUAAUCCUAACGAAAGAAUGAUUCGUUUUACUUUUAAUUUGUGCUCAUUCCACUUCAAGAGAAGAUCAUUCAGAUUGGAAUUGACACAAACUAUUGGUGGUACUGUCAAGAGACUCUUCCUGAGUGAUCCAUUCCAGACAUUUGCAAGACGUAGAGAACAUCAUCAAAGUUUGGGUUCUUCAAAGGCCUCCUUCGAAAACAAGAACAAUCUCGCCAAUAUUGCUGCCCAAACUUCACCAUCAAUGUCUUCUGCACCACUCACUCCCGACUCUUCCAACAAUAGCAGUGGAAGCAACAACGUUCUUUCCUCACCAAAGAGUGAAAAGCAAGGAGUUAAGCGUUCUAUUGCAUCCGUAAACUCAAGCUAUUAUCCAAUGAGCAAGUCACGCACCCUGAUGCAUGAACCAUUGUCACCAACAAUCCUUAACCCCUCCGCUGCUGUUUCUCACUACACCACUGCUCCUGGUGCUUUUGGUCCAUACAUGUUCCCUGCUAAUUAUGCUGCAGUUGCUGCCGCUUAUCAUCAAGAGAUGGCUCAACAAUUUGUUUCUCUUCCUUUAUCUUAUGCUGCAGCCAAAAUGCCAAUGUAUUAUCCACCUCAAUGGACUGCUUAUCAACCUCAGUUUGUGUUUGGCUCACCUCAAACUUCUACCUCACCAGUAUCACCUCCUUCGAAUGUGAUUUCAAACCAAGAAAAAACUCCCGAUGUGUUAGGUGCUCUCUUUGAUACUGUGGAGAAUAAGCAAAAGAAGGAAAAACAGAUUCAUCAUACACCACUCAACUUUAUUCAACAGCCACAACCAGAGCCAACAAGUGAGAGAGCAUCCUUAGCAAUUCAAUUGCUCAAGUCUCUCACUCCAACUGAAAGACAAACUGUGAACAUGUUCAUCAACAGUACUUCUUCAAACGUUUAA